Messenger RNA from Spizellomyces punctatus DAOM BR117, 590 nucleotides. RefSeq lists its product as uncharacterized. The transcript has 2 exons. Bases 50 to 472 code for a protein of 140 amino acids. NCBI's taxonomy places the organism in Eukaryota, Fungi, Chytridiomycota, Chytridiomycetes, Spizellomycetales, Spizellomycetaceae. The record is from RefSeq and is a predicted model, not a curated record.
GAGUUUUUGACGCAACAGUGCAGCCGUGCGAUAGGAAGAGAGCAACACCAUGUCUAAAGAAACGCUUGCAAAACUCAAAGGACAAGAAGCAGAGCUGGACUCUUUGACAGAGCGAGAGCUGGGUCGCAUUCCCCGCGGUAGCCCUGCAGCAGCCCUCCACUCUGCUUUUGACAAGUACACUGAAGCCCUCUCUAUUGCUGAUCAUGAGGAUCCUCGCACAAUUCCUGGUCAUGUCCCCGCCGACCAUUCUACCCAUCCAGGAGACCCUGCACUUUCCACCCGGAUUGCAGAGGAGAUUGCUCAAAUUGAGGACCCAAAGGCAAAGGAAUAUUUAGAGGCUUCCAAGGAGGCAUAUGAUGAAGUCAUGAAAUCAAUGCGUGGAACAGAUGAUUCUGUAGCCUGGGAGGCGGACACUGCGGAGGGUGACGAUGUUGAUAUCUCAAAAGCCAAUAGGAGUCGAUCAAGAGGUUAAGCCGAGAUAGUUGCAAAUUGUGUUUUUACACUUGCUGUCGUUCCAGUUUUGUAGUUUUGCAUAUCGCAUAUUUUACAAUACAAACCCCCACCCUACACACACAUUGACAACUCGUUUG